Messenger RNA from Protopolystoma xenopodis, 186 nucleotides. Lineage: Eukaryota; Metazoa; Platyhelminthes; Monogenea; Polystomatidea; Polystomatidae. The record is from the annotation of a GenBank genome assembly.
AUGAGUAACACGGCUAAUGAUCCAUUCGACUCUGACAAAAUGGCAGUUGAGUUCAAUAUGCAAUUCGCUGACACGCCUCUCUCUGUCGGGCAGUCACUUCUGUUUAAGUUCUCUGGCAAAAUUUUCAUCGUUGAAGUCAGAAGGCUUGCGCCUUUAAUGCUCAGUGGAGGCGAUUCAGAUGUUAAG